This is a messenger RNA of Lagopus leucura (white-tailed ptarmigan), 1015 nucleotides long. It is a transcript of the gene CALR, whose product is annotated as calreticulin. The transcript is spliced from 7 exons. Lineage: Eukaryota; Metazoa; Chordata; Aves; Galliformes; Phasianidae. The record is from RefSeq and is a predicted model, not a curated record. Gene Ontology annotation, biological process: protein folding. Gene Ontology annotation, molecular function: calcium ion binding. The annotation marks the transcript as partial. Gene Ontology annotation, cellular component: endoplasmic reticulum membrane; endoplasmic reticulum.
UCGCUGCCGCCGCCCCCUCCGCAGUGCCGGGCGCCGCCGGGCUGGGAGGGAGUGUGUGAGAAUAGCUGGGCUGUGGGACCGCCGCCAUGAGCCGCCUCUGCCUCCUGCUCGGUGCCCUCCUGGCGGUGACGGCGGCCGGGCCCGCCCAGUUCUUCCGGGAGGAGUUCUCGGAUGGAGACUCGUGGACCCAGCGGUGGGUGGAAUCGAAGCACAAGUCAGACUACGGCCGCUUCGUGCUGACGGCCGGCAAGUUCUACGGUGAUGCUGAGAAGGAUAAAGGGAUCCAGACCAGCCAGGAUGCUCGUUUCUACGCCCUCUCGUCCCGUUUCGAGCCCUUCAGUAACCGGGACAAGACGCUGGUGGUGCAGUUCACUGUCAAACACGAGCAGAACAUCGACUGCGGUGGUGGCUAUGUCAAGCUCUUUCCUGCCAGCCUGAACCAGGAGGACAUGCACGGCGACUCUGAGUAUAACAUCAUGUUUGGCCCUGAUAUCUGCGGACCCGGCACAAAGAAAGUUCACGUUAUCUUUAACUACAAAGGCAAGAACGUGCUCAUCAACAAGGACAUCCGCUGCAAGGAUGAUGAAUUCACCCACCUCUACACCCUGAUCGUCCGACCUGACAACACCUACGAGGUGAAGAUCGACAACAGUAAGGUGGAAUCGGGGAGCCUGGAGGAUGACUGGGAUUUCCUGCCUCCUAAGAAGAUCAAGGAUCCCGAGGCCAAGAAACCCGAUGACUGGGAUGAGCGUGCCAAGAUUGACGACCCUGAGGACUCCAAACCUGAGGACUGGGAUAAACCCGAACACAUCCCUGACCCCGAUGCCAAGAAGCCGGAGGACUGGGAUGAAGAGAUGGAUGGGGAGUGGGAGCCCCCCGUCAUUCAGAACCCUGAGUAUAAGGGCGAAUGGAGACCCCGACAGAUUGACAACCCCGACUACAAGGGGAAAUGGGUGCACCCUGAGAUCGACAACCCUGAGUACACCCCCGACCCCAGCCUCUAUGCCUACGACAG